CGCCCAGACGCACUCUGGGAAAGCUCUGGCGAGCACCCGCCUCCGGGACGGAGCGGGGUGGCGGGGAGGGGUCCGGUCACGGCUCGCCGGUUGGUCCGUGAGGGCGCUGCUCGCGGUGCCGCACGGCCAAUAGGCUGAGCGUUCUCGGCCACGCCCGCGCGAGCUCUCUUCUCGCGAGGCCGGUUAGGCCCGAAUGUCGUUAGCCGUGGGGAAAGAUGGCGGAAAAUUUAAAAGGCUGCAGUGUGUGUUGCAAGUCUUCUUGGAAUCAGCUACAGGACCUGUGUCGCCUGUCCAAGCUCUCCUGCCCUGCCCUCGGCAUCUCCAAGAGGAAUCUCUAUGACUUUGAAGUCGAGUACCUGUGUGAUUACAAAAAGAUCCGCGAACAAGAGUAUUACCUGGUAAAAUGGCGUGGAUACCCAGACUCCGAGAGCACCUGGGAGCCACGGCAAAAUCUCAAAUGUGUGCGCAUUCUCAAGCAGUUCCACAAGGACUUAGAAAGGGAGCUGCUCCGGCGGCACCACCGGUCAAAGCCACCCCGGCACCUGGACCCAAGCUUGGCCAACUACCUGGUACAGAAGGCCAAGCAGAGGCGGGCGCUCCGGCGCUGGGAGCAGGAGCUCAAUGCCAAGCGCAGCCACCUGGGACGCAUCACCGUGGAGAACGAGGUGGACCUGGACGGCCCCCCGCGGGCCUUCGUAUACAUCAAUGAGUACCGUGUGGGUGAGGGCAUCACCCUUAACCAGGUGGCAGUGGGCUGUGAAUGCCAGGACUGUCUUUGGGAACCUGUUGGAGGCUGCUGCCCUGGGGCAUCACUCCACAAGUUUGCCUACAAUGACCAGGGUCAAGUGCGGCUGCGCGCCGGGCUGCCCAUCUACGAGUGCAACUCGCGCUGCCGCUGUGGCUAUGACUGCCCCAACCGUGUGGUACAGAAAGGCAUCCGCUAUGACCUCUGCAUCUUCCGCACGGAUGAUGGGCGUGGCUGGGGCGUCCGCACGCUGGAGAAGAUCCGCAAGAACAGCUUCGUCAUGGAAUACGUGGGAGAGAUCAUUACCUCAGAGGAGGCGGAGCGGCGGGGCCAGAUCUACGACCGCCAGGGCGCCACCUACCUCUUCGACCUGGACUACGUGGAGGAUGUGUACACCGUGGAUGCCGCCUAUUAUGGCAACAUCUCCCACUUUGUCAACCACAGUUGUGACCCCAACCUCCAGGUGUACAACGUCUUCAUAGACAACCUUGAUGAGCGACUGCCCCGCAUCGCUUUCUUUGCCACAAGAACCAUCCGGGCAGGCGAGGAGCUCACCUUUGAUUACAACAUGCAAGUGGAUCCCGUGGACAUGGAGAGCACUCGCAUGGACUCCAACUUUGGCCUGGCCGGGCUCCCUGGCUCCCCCAAGAAGCGUGUCCGUAUUGAGUGCAAGUGUGGGACAGAAUCCUGCCGCAAAUACCUCUUCUAGCCCUUUGAAGUCUGAGGCCGGACUGACAGUGGGGGCCUAAAGCCACCCACCCCACCUACCUACCGCUGCCCUCCUGUUGAGGAACAACUGCCUGGGCCUCCUGCCUGCCUCUACCUGCCCCCCCCCAUGCUUGGGGCUGUGGGCUGGCAGUGAGGACUGACUCCAGGAGCCACCUUUCCCCAUCCCAGCCCCAUCUGUGGGUUGCACUUACAAACCCCCACCCACCGUCAGAAGUAAUUUUGGAACACCAGGAUAUUUUGCAGUUGAGAAUCACGGCCUAUCAAGGAUAUCCAAGGGGUGAGCCCCAGCCCGGCCCCAGAAUAUAAUUGUUUUGUUUUUGCACCUGCUUCUGCCUGGAACUUGGAGGUCUGUCGCAGGCUCUCUCCCUACUGCCCCAAGGGUGUGGGGAAGCAGCCCCAGGGCAGGCGGACAUCAGAGCCCAGACUUCCCAGCCCAGAUGUUCCCCCCACCACAGGAACUUUGUGCUUGUGACGGAAAGGGGAUCUCCUGGGCUGGGGCUGCGCCUGGUUUCUGCUUAUGCUCCCGUACCGGCUCGUGUUGGGCCCAAGAGUCCUAGGGUCUUUUUCAGGGUUGCACAGCUGAGGCAUGGACGCUCCUAUGCCACUAGAAGAGAAGUGGGUGCUCAUGGUCCGCUGACAAGUGAGAGGAAGGCAGUGUGCAGACUCUGCCAGCCCUUCAGGUGGGCUGGGUCUGAACUCUGCCUUGGGAGUGCGUAUAGAAAGGCGCCCAGAGGUCUCGAGGGCGUGGAGGGUGCUGGGAACCCUGACCUGGGGCCUGAUGACUGCUGGGCCUACUUAGAGCUGGAAGCAAGACCUAGCUAGGCUGUAGAUAGCACUUAGGACAAUAAUGUGCAUUGAUGGGGUGUUGAUGAGGUGCCAGGCACUGGGCAGAGCACCUGAUCCGUGUGGAUUGUCUCAGGGAAGCCUUGGAAACUAUGGAGGUGGACCCCAGGAAAGGGUGCAUGUGGCAGAAGGCAGAGUGCAGGCCGAGAAUGGGGGCGGGGCAGGCAUGGUUUACCCGUGAGGGUACAGUGAGCUGAGAGGGAAGCUUCUGCUGCCUGCCAGCCCCAGCCCACCGCCCUCUGCACUCCCCUUCGGUCCGCCGGCCUCAAAAGUGACCUGCCCGCAAACGUACAGAAGGCAAAGGCUCUGAUGGCUGCCUUGCCCCCUUGCUUCCCCCGUGAGGUCUUCUCUAGGAAGCCUUCCCUGACUACCUGUGCUCAGAGUGCCCCUACGUGAGACUGUGUGCCCUGCCACCAGAUGCCAGGUCUGUGUGUCCGUCUGUGUGUCCCGUCUGUGUCCGUGCUUCCUGCCCCCCAGACUGACCUUCAGGCAUGGACUGAAUCGGAUUCUUCUGUUGUAUAUCCCUUGGCCCUACCCAGCCUGGGGUGGGCAUCAAUAAAACAAAUCAUGAUUGAACGAA
Molecule: messenger RNA, 2897 nt
Organism: Hyaena hyaena (striped hyena)
Lineage: Eukaryota; Metazoa; Chordata; Mammalia; Carnivora; Hyaenidae
Gene: SUV39H1
Product: suppressor of variegation 3-9 homolog 1
Exons: 6
Coding region: 216-1454 (412 amino acids)
Cellular component (GO): nucleus
Molecular function (GO): histone H3K9 methyltransferase activity; zinc ion binding; protein binding
Source: RefSeq, a predicted model, not a curated record